CUACAUUCUGCUCCCGUUCACAUGGCACCUUCGCGUGAGAUUCUCGACGACACCUCGGUCGUCAUGAACGGCACCUCGGCCGUCUGCGAGUCGCGCAACCUCGUGCGCGACAACUCCAUCCGCUCGAUACGGUUGGAGGACAUGGAGGCUGAGUUGUGCGGCAAGGCCGACAACCAGCUGGACAUCACCUGCAUCAUCAUGGAGGACCCCGCCAAAGGAAAGGCCGAGUCCACCGGCAACACGAACCACAACAUCACGUCUGACAAGUAUUCCAACAUGCCGCCCGACUCCACGCACUCCAUCCUGCUCAAGCCGAACAACGGAGACAGCGUCGGAAACAAGUGCCUCCUCUUCGGCGCGCCCGUCUCCCCGGCCGAGUGUUUCUUCAUGACCGAGAGUGUCUGGCCCAAGAUGGUCGCCGAGUCCAUGGCCAUCGCUCUCGAGCAAAAGAAGGCCUCCGAGGUCGACGUCGACAAGAUCCUUGAGCCUGAGCCUCUCAAGCCUUUCGACGCCGGCUGCUCGACGCGGUCGAAGCACGUCGUGGAGUGG
Messenger RNA from Emiliania huxleyi CCMP1516, 549 nucleotides. RefSeq lists its product as hypothetical. The annotation marks the transcript as partial. The transcript has a single exon. NCBI's taxonomy places the organism in Eukaryota, Haptophyta, Isochrysidales, Noelaerhabdaceae. The record is from RefSeq and is a predicted model, not a curated record.